Molecule: messenger RNA, 2509 nt
Organism: Cimex lectularius (bed bug)
Lineage: Eukaryota; Metazoa; Arthropoda; Insecta; Hemiptera; Cimicidae
Gene: Kat60
Product: katanin p60 ATPase-containing subunit A-like 1
Exons: 11
Coding region: 16-1821 (601 amino acids)
Biological process (GO): microtubule severing
Cellular component (GO): microtubule cytoskeleton
Molecular function (GO): microtubule binding; ATP hydrolysis activity; microtubule severing ATPase activity
Source: RefSeq, a predicted model, not a curated record
CGUUCCUUUCACGGAAUGUCGCUGGAUAAUAACAUGCACGCUCACGAAAACACAAUUUCACCGUCAAGGGCGAGCCGGAAAAAAUCUAUAGUUGCUGAUUCAAACUUGGAAAACUAUCUGAACAUGAUGGGUCGUUCAAAGCGAAAGAGGUCGAGCCCAAGAAGCCUACAGGGUAAUGCAUGGAUUUUACCCCCUCACAUGAAAUACGUAACGUUACGCCCUCAUCAAGUAGUAAUGAAAGUAAUGGCAGUGUCCAUAAAUGAAAUCUGUGAGCAUACGAAACUGGCGAGGGAAAAGGCGAUUUUCGGAGACUACGAGACGUCCAGUGUCAUAUACUCAGAGGUAAUACACAGGAUUCAGAAGCUGCUUCUUACGAUAGCCGACACGACUAGGCGGAGCAAGUGGCAGCUGGUCCUGCAUCAGAUUUCCCAGGAGCAUGAGAAACUCCAGAGGAUCCUUUCGACUCUCCAGCUCUUCAGGAGGGAUCCAAACAGCCGGCCAAUAGGAGUGCAAAUGAAUAAAGUGCUUGGUUUCGACGAGCCAACCAAGGAUCCACAUAUAAUAUGGAUGGGUACGCCAAAAGAACCAGAUGUCUGGUCGAUGCCACAGCAGAGAGACCCGGACGUCUGGCCGCCGCCGACUCCAGUCGAUCACAGGACGACUGUUAAGAGGCCACAGGCUAAGAAGACUGAGCAGACAGCCAAGGGCAAAAACUCCAAACCAACCAACACCCUUACACGUCGCAACGAUGCCAACAAGCUCACAAAUCGUAAAAACGACGACAAAAGUCGACCGGGGACCAACAGGAAGGAAAAUGGCAAUCAUAAUGAAAAAAUUGAUAAAGAAAAAGAUAAUAAAGAAUCUGAAAACAAGGACAGCAUUGAGGACAGGAAGUUUGACCCAAGUGGUUACGAUCAUGACCUCGUUGAAAUGCUAGAAAGGGAUAUUGUUCAGAAAAACCCAAAUAUACGGUGGGAUGACAUUGCUGAUCUCAAAGAAGCAAAACGACUACUUGAAGAAGCAGUAGUUCUUCCUAUGUGGAUGCCAGAUUUCUUUAAGGGGAUUAGAAGGCCUUGGAAAGGUGUUCUUAUGGUUGGGCCGCCAGGAACAGGCAAGACGAUGCUUGCAAAAGCAGUGGCGACCGAAUGCGGGACGACGUUCUUCAACGUGUCCUCGUCUACGCUCACUUCAAAGUACAGGGGCGAGUCAGAGAAGCUGGUGCGGCUUCUGUUCGAGAUGGCCAGAUUCUACUCGCCGUCGACUAUCUUCAUUGACGAGAUAGACUCACUCUGCUCUCGGCGGGGAUCUGAGAGCGAGCAUGAAGCCUCACGGCGCGUAAAGUCAGAGCUCCUUGUCCAGAUGGACGGCAUCAGCUCCAACAGUGAGGAUUCUACCAAAGUCGUCAUGGUACUCGCAGCGACAAACUUCCCCUGGGAUAUUGAUGAAGCAUUAAGGAGAAGACUGGAAAAAAGAAUCUACAUCCCCCUACCCAACAACGAAGGAAGGGAAGCUUUGUUGAGGAUUAAUUUAAGAGAUGUCAAAGUUGAACCAGAUGUCGACAUGAAUGACAUCGCAGCAAGACUGAAAGGUUAUUCGGGUGCAGACAUCACCAAUGUGUGCAGGGAUGCGUCAAUGAUGUCGAUGAGGAGAAAAAUUGCGGGUCUAAGGCCCGAACAAAUCAAACAACUUGCCAAAGAAGAUUUGGAUCUUCCAGUAUCGAAACAAGACUUUGUAGAAGCCAUAAUGAAAUGCAACAAAAGUGUGUCUAAAGAGGACUUAGACAAGUAUGACAAAUGGAUGGCAGAGUACGGCUCGUCGUGAUGAUAGUCGAUCCCUCCCUUCUCCUCGUUAUUGAAUAAAGAUAGGGCAGUUUUCAUCAGUACAGGUCUAAAAAGCUGUCUUGUCAUUCCUGCGAAACGCCCUUUCCAAAGUGUGAACUAUUCAGGAAAAAAGGUUCCAGGUUGUGUUAGUUUUUUUUGUUGUUUUUUCUUUUUUUACAUGCGCAUACAGAACGCAAGGAUAAAAUAUAUUGUAUGUAUGUAUUUUUGUAGCUUUUACGAUAAUUCAGUAGUGCACCAGAAUGAUUUUUUAUAAAUCCUUUUUCUUAAAAAUGUAUAUCAAACAAACCCCCUUCCAGAAUAGGACUGUAAAUAUACCUGUAUUAAAUAACGACGUCCUUUCUUAUUGUAAUAAGAUUCUAAAAUUGUUAAUAUUUUUGCUCAUUCUUGCCAUAGUUUAAAUAAAACAUAUUUUACUAAACAAAUAUCCUCUUUAGUUCAUUAACAUUGUGACUGUUUUAACAUUUUAUAGACAAUAAUACAUAUCAUUCUAAUGAGUAUUUCCAAUGUUUCCUGAAUAUUAAUUUUUUAAUGUUUUGUGUGUUAUUGGCUAAGUACUUAAUUUACAGAGGAAAAACACUUGUUAUUUAUUUAUUGUUAACAUAGGUUUAGAUCUCAUUAAUUGUUUGUACGCAGAGGUAAAAAAAUUGAAUAAAUCAAAUUUAAAUUUU